This is a messenger RNA of Caenorhabditis remanei, 771 nucleotides long. RefSeq lists its product as uncharacterized. The record is from RefSeq and is a predicted model, not a curated record. The transcript is spliced from 6 exons. Lineage: Eukaryota; Metazoa; Nematoda; Chromadorea; Rhabditida; Rhabditidae. The coding region runs from base 1 to 771 and encodes 256 amino acids.
AUGAUUGUAACCUACGGGAAACCUUUGAACUACUCAUUGAACUACGAAACAUAUCCAACUAAUCUCUGGGAUGGUUGUGUGAGACACUGUUAUUCAUUGGAUAGCUGUGUGGCCGCCCAUUCCCCUGUGUCUCCAAUAACCUGCGAAAUAUUCAAUGCGAAUCUACUUUGGUCUGUGAAGAGAAUGAAUUCUAGUCAGGAACAGUUGAUGGCAAUCAAGAUCCACAGCCCCUCCACCAUCUGCCCAGUCUCUAUGGAUUCAGUUUUGUCUUAUGCAGAGAUAUUCGGAAGUCCCAAUCAAUCCUACAUUCAUUCACAAGCCGAACAACUGUGCUCUCUACAAAAUGCUCAAUUGUCUGGACUGGAAACACAAGAAGAAAGAACAUUUGUGAUGGAAACUGCAUUGUCUAUCAUUGGAUCAAAUUACCCGAACUUCUCAGCCUUCUGGAUAUCAGGAGUACGUAAACCGGAAUGUAUCGAAGAUGGAUGGCAAACUAUUCCUUACUGUAUUGAUUAUAUUCAGGAAUUCACCUGGUCGGACAACUAUCUUACCAACUAUUCUGGAAUAGUUUGGGAUCUGAAUCAACCGGAUAGAAACACUUCUGGAUAUUGGCAGAACUGUAUGCAGAUAUGGAUAAGAGAGGAAUUUCAGUCACCGACUUGGAAUUUUGAGAGUCAGCCGAAUGGAGCUGCAGACGAUGCACCAUGUGACGAAGCAGAGAAUCAAUAUUAUGCAAUGAGGGGAUAUGUUUGUGGGAAGGUUGCAGAAUAA